AUGGCAGAACUCACAGCGGAGAAUGGCAGCUGUAUGGACUGGCAAAAGCGAUGCCUUGCAUUGGAGUCCCAGCUCUUCAAAUUCCGCUUGCAGGCAAGCAAGAUUCGAGAGCUGUUAGCUGAGAAGAUGCAGGAAUUGGAACAGAGAGUGAUAGAAGCAGAGCAAAGAGCUGAGGAUGCAGAGAAACAGGUCAGAGUUAUGGAAGAGAAGAUAAAGCUAGCCAACAUGAAGACCAGUGAAUCAGACAGCACUCUGCACAGGAAAUACCAGGAGCUGAUGGGCACAGUGCAAGGAAAGGAAGAUCUGAUCAACAAAUUGGAGACACAGCUAGCAAAACAGAAACAGUUGAGGACUGAGGAAGCCAAAAUUGUUCAAGAGAAAGCUGCCAAGAUCAAAGAGUGGGUAACAUUUAAGCUCAGAGAGCUUGAGAUAGAAAAUUACCACCUGAAAAACUGUAAUCAGAGGCUGACGGAGCAAAUUGAAGCCCUUCAGGAUACAUUGCAAGAUAUGACCAGCAUUCAUCCCUUUGAAUCUCUUUGGAGCUGUAAUUCUCUGAAGCCCAGAGCAUCACAGGCCUCUCUUGCUGAGAAGAUAGACCAGAAAUCUGUGCUCCUUGCACCUGGUUUCAGACAGGUGUGUCAGACAGGACCUACCAAACCUAUCCUCUCUACAGCAAACAUAGUCCUUGCCAAUGACACCUUUACUGAGGAUGGAGAGGAUAAAUCUCUGCUUUCCCAGAGCACACUGAAGCUCUUGUCUGAUCCACCAAGCUGGAAUCUUUCCAGAGAGAAAGAUGUAUUCCCAGCUGUAAGUUCUGAACACAGCUUAGGGUGCUCUGAUCCCACAUCACUGGACCCUCCAGCUGAGGCCACAAGAAUCCUUGAGGCUUUGACUUUCCAGUCCUCUUUGGAAGGAAACAGUAGCGCUGUGAGCACCUUGCAACAAGGGGCUUUGGAUGGCACCCGCUUCUCUGAUGAUCCGAGUACCAGGUUUCACUCCUACCAGCUGGACUCCUCUUCUUCAGGAGAAAUAAUGAGUAUGCUUGAGGGCCAUCUCCAAACUGCUGAGCCACCCUUGGUUGUGUCAACAUCAGCUGUUACAGCACAUUCCUUCUGUCCAGGGAGGGGAUGCGGCCUUGGCAGUAGUAUGACCUUUCCAAAAAUACGGACUUCCAAUACACCAAGGGACAGUAUCCAACUAGCCAAGAGACAUUACAGCCAACCACAAUCAGGGGCUAACUCUUUCCAUCGUGUAAUGAGCUUAGAGGCUAGCACCUUCCAGCCCAUAACAGACUCUCCGGUCUGCCAUGGGCAAGUGAAGGAGACAGACAUUGAUGAUGAUGGGGUAUUGGAGAAGAUGGAGACAGAACGUGGGCCAGUGAGGGAAGAAACUGGAGCAUAUGAGGAAAUCAACCACUUGCCUGCAGGUCAAAGAGAAGCUGUGAGUUCCGAGGCUGGCAUACUUGACCCAGGAGGUAAACCUCCCACACCACCGCUGCACAGAUUUCCAUCAUGGGAGAGUCGAAUCUAUGCUGUGGCCAAGUCUGGCAUGAGGCUGUCUGAAGUGGCCACGGUGAAUGAUACUUCCAGCUGCUUUUCCAACUUCUCGUGUUCAACUUCUGGGCCAUUUACCUGUCUCAUCUACAGAAAUGUCACUGUGCCAGUCUACACUACGCUGAAGGGGAAAGCCACACAGAUCAGCAACGUGCCUUUCUUAGAUGAGUCUUCAGGCUCUGAUGAUGACUGUGGCUCCCAUGCCAGCUUCAGGACUUCUACUGCUGGAUCUGAGAACAGGAAAGCUAGUGUGCCAGGCAGCCCUCGUGCAGUGAAGAGAGGUGUAUCCAUGUCCUCACUGAGCUCAGAGAGUGACUAUGCCAUCCCUCCUGAUGCCUACUCCUUGGAUGGUGACUACUCAGAACCAGAACAUAAGCUACAGCGAACAUCUUCCUAUUCCACUGAUGGUGGAAUCUGCACUGAACCCAUGGAGAAAUCAGGUUACUUGCUGAAAAUGGGCAGCCAGGUGAAGAUGUGGAAGAGACGAUGGUUUGUUCUAAGAAACAGACAAAUCAUGUACUACAAGUCUCCGAGUGACGUUAUCCGCAAACCGCAAGGGCAGAUGGAGCUGAAUUCCUCCUGCCAAAUUGUCAGAGGUGAAGGGUCCCAAACAUUCCAGCUCAUGACAGAAAAGAGAACAUACUUCCUGACAGCAGACUCUCCUAACAUCCUGGAGGAAUGGAUUCAUGUCCUACAGAGCAUUCUGAAAGUGCAAGUGACCAGUCCGGUUGGUGUUCCGCAUAGUGAUGCUAAACCUACUGUGAAAGGUUGGCUCACCAAGGUCAAGCAUGGUCACUCUAAGCUGGUCUGGUGUGCACUGAUUGGAAAAACUUUCUACUACUAUCGAAAUCAUGAAGAUAAGUGUCCCCUAGGGCAUCUGCCUAUGCGUGAGUCCAAAGUGGAAGAAGUAGACCGUUCCUGUGACUCUGAUGAAGAUUAUGAAGCAACUGGUGGAGGACUUCUGUCAUCCCACUGUACAUUGGUGAUUCACCCACAGGACCAGAGUCCCACAUACUUACUCAUUCGCACUAAACAGGAGAAGAAUACGUGGCUGUACCAUCUGACCGUAGCAGCUGGUAGCAGUAAUGCCACAGUGGGCACAUCGUAUGAACAACUCAUUGGGAAACUAUUGGAUGCAGAGGGAGACCCUAAUUCUCCUCUGUGGAAACAUCCUAUGUUGUGCUACAGUAAAGAUGGGUUGCACACAUCCCUCACCACUCUGCCAUCUGAAGCUCUACAGACUGAAGCUCUGAAACUUUUUAAGUCCUGUCAGCUGUUCAUUAAUGUCCCUGUGGAGGCACCCUCUAUUGAUUACCAUGUGUCGCUUGCCCAGACAGCACUGCAGGUCUGCUUGACACAUACUGAGCUGCAGAAUGAAAUUUACUGUCAGCUUGUUAAACAGACCAGCUGCCGACAAACCCAGAACCACUCAGUCAUUCAGUGCUGGCAGCUCCUGGCUUUGUGUGCUCCUCUGUUCCUGCCUCAACAUCACUUCCUCUGGUAUAUCAAACAGCACUUGCAGCGACAUGCAGACCCCAGGAAUGAAAUAGGCAAGUAUGCCAUCUACUGCCAGAGAUCCGUAGACCGCACUGUGCAGACUGGCGAGCGGGAAGCCAAGCCCUCCCGGAUGGAGAUUGUGUCCAUCCUGCUGAGAAAUCCCUACCACCACUCACUCCCCUUCAGCAUCCCAGUGCACUUCAUGAAUGGAACCUACCAGGUUGUAGGUUUUGAUGGUUCUUCAACAGUUGAUGAAUUCAUCCAGCGACUGAACCAAGAGACAGGAAUGAGAAAGCCAUCCCACAUGGGAUUUUCUCUGUUCACAGAUGAUCCUUCUGGCAGGAAUUUGGAACACUGUCUGCAGGGCAACAUGAAG
Messenger RNA from Leptosomus discolor (cuckoo roller), 3426 nucleotides. The record is from RefSeq and is a predicted model, not a curated record. NCBI's taxonomy places the organism in Eukaryota, Metazoa, Chordata, Aves, Leptosomiformes, Leptosomidae.